CGGACGGCACAUGCAGCACCUUCGUCGCGCCUGCAGCAACGACACGUCCUCUAACCCCUUCUGGCCCGGAGGUGAUGAGAUGAGAUGUUGGCGGGGAAGAUGUCAGCCUCGGCAUCCUCAGUAGCGUGAAUCAGCUGACCACAGGUGGAUAAAAACGUUGAAAGACAGUGAACAAAGAGCCUUGGACAUGAGAAAGCCGGACUUGUGCCAAUCGGAGGAGAGAGAUGCCAGUGGACAGUGACGGUGCCUCGGGGGGAUGUUAGUUGCCCCGAGGAAUGUGGAGUCUCCCCCAGCGGCCUGCAAAAUGGUGACUGCAGACGGCACGCCCCUGGUGGAGACGUGCGUCCUCCUCCCGGCAGAGUUCGCCCUUAAGGUGGAGACACAGCCGAGGGUGGCGUCCUUCCUCAAUCUCCUGCCACAGCUGACCCCGAGGAGCCCCCUGUCGCAGCCAUUCCUGGACCAUCUGGGGGCGCCACCCUUCUCCCCCGUGCCGCCCCACCUCGGCCCCCUUGCCCCGGCUCUAAACUCCCUCGGGUCGCCCCUCAACCGCCUUGCGAUGCCGCCCGCUGAAGACUAUAUCCAGGUGUGCGCCACCCGCCCCCUGCCGCCCCACACCCGCUACCUCCCCUUCAGCGGCACCGUCAGGACCGACAACCUGCCCCUCGUGCCCUGCCUGCCGCCCAUGGACCCCCGCCAGAGGUACGGGAGCUACGACGAGGUGUGUCAGCGGCCAGUGGGGCGGGUCAGGCUCUGUAACUGGGUCCGCUUCGUGUCUCCCGCCCUCCACUUCACGCCACAGGUCAACAUGGUCGCCUCCAGGGUCAGAGGCUCGGUGGUGUUCGAGGUGGUGCGGGAGGUGUCGCCCGGCGAGCGGCUGGUGGCGCUGCUGCUGCCAGAGGUGGGCGGGGAGGACUCGCUACUGCUGCCCGCCCUCUCCCUUCUCCGGUCCUCUCUGUACCGCCGCACGAUGGACUCCAUCAUGUCGGAGGCGCCCCUGGAUCUCUCACGCUCCCUCCUCACCUCACCGCCUUCUCCUCCCUUCGACUUUAGAAGAGGAGGAUCCAAACGGAAACCACAAGAGCUCUCACCCCGUCGCUCUCCCUCGCCACCUUCACCGACCUCCACGAUGGCCUCUGUCGGUUCUUCCUUCUUCCCUUUCCGGAAAGCAGAGUCCAACGUGUUCCACCGGGAGGUGGAGGCGGCCGGAAGGUCUUCUUUUUCCCUGAACCUGCCUCCACACACACGUGAGGCGGCCCCCAGCACAAGUAUUGGCUACCCGCCGCCGACCAGCGUGUCCAUGGUCUCUGCGGCAAGACCCAGCGAGGUGCACCUAGCCAUAACUCCCACCAAGCGGCGGGAACGGACGAUGCUGCCGUGCUCGGAGUGCGGCAAAGCUUUUGAUCGGCCGUCGCUGCUCAAGCGGCACAUGCGGACCCACACAGGGGAGAAGCCGCACGCGUGCGACGUGUGCGGCAAAGGCUUCUCCACCAGCUCGUCCCUUAACACUCACCGGCGCAUCCACAGCGGCGAGAAGCCCCACCAGUGCGGCGUGUGCGGCAAGCGGUUCACCGCCUCCUCCAACCUCUACUACCACAAGAUGACGCACGUCAAGGAGAAGCCUCACAAGUGCUCGCUGUGCACGCGCUCCUUCCCCACCCCAGGCGACCUGCGCUCCCACAUGUUCGUCCACAACGGCCAGUGGCCCCACAAGUGCUCCAUCUGCGGCAAGGGCUUCAGCAAGCUCACCAACCUGCGAAACCACGCCCUUCUGCACGCAGAAGUGAAAAGGAACGAACAUCCAUUCAUGUCGGCGACCAACAACGUCUCCUCGGCCUUGGCGUCGCCACCAACCACGCCAACAACAUCCUUCCUGACUCCCUCCUCUUCUCAGGCUUCAAACAUCUCACCUCUACCGACGCCCUCACGCACCACCUCUCCGUCACCGCCUCCCUCAUCCUCGCCGUCGUCUGCCUCACCCACGGCCCACACACCGCCUUCAGUCACCUCCUCAGAGCCACACGACACCUCACCCUCACCAGCACAAAGGCAAGAUGACUGCCUUUCCCCAGACAUUGCUUCAAUCCGCGCCAGACCACUGCUAGGUAACAAAAGCCAUUCUUCAACCCCAUCCCGCCCUUCAUCCCCAGCAGCACCUACCUCCCCCUCGCUCCCAUCCGGAGAUACAAGAAAUGUAUCAACCAAAACCUCAAAGACACACACAUACACACGAUUUUUCCUCGACGAUUUGCUUCACUCGCCCAGAAGCAACGCCUCGCAGGAAGAUACUUCAACGCCAAACCAGUGCAAAGAAACACCAACAAAGGAGGAAAACCCAGAGACGAAGAGUACGAAUACGGAUGCGGAAGUGGGUAGGAAGGUGGCUAGAGAGGAAGAGGAGGAGGGAGAAGAGGAUAUACAAAUUAUUGACGACAGCACUGACCACAAGGAGAGGAGAGUGAGUGAGCAAGACCAACCCGCCAAAAGGUAGCGCCCGUGGGAUUGGUCUCGCAUCUCACCCUAAAUACCUAGACCCUAACCCCCCCCCCCCCCGCCCGCCCAUACCUUGCCCCACGUCCUAUUACCGUAGUCGCGUGCUUGAAUAGCUUUACCUCUUACCUGGAGCUUUAAACUAGUAGUGUACCAAAUCGAGAAUAUUAAAAAAAUAGAUCAAAGUAAAAUAUAUUGUAAAAAGAAAUGUUAGAUUAGUUUUUAUCUUGUUUGUAGGUGUGAUAGAGGAUUUUUGUUGUUGUCUUAAUUUAAUGUUGUUCCUUGGCGUUACUUUCGUGUGUUCGUGUUUCCUCCAUUACUAAGCGGCAUUUCAUUAUAUCAAAGCAUAUAUUUCUGAUGGUAAUUCUUUAGCAACAAAUACACACACACAGAAAAAAAAAGAACACCAUCAAACACACAUACAUACAUACGCGCGCCCAAGAGCACUAACAGAAUUUCAAACAUCAUCACCUUUCAUUCUCUCCUUAAGUGCUCUGUGUUUCAUGUUCUGCAACACACACACACACACACACACACACACACACACACACACACACACACACACACACACAACCAUAUGCCUUGAGGUUCCAGUUUCCGUAACAAAUCCUCUUCUCAUCCCUCAUCCCUACAGUCAUCAGAGGCUGGUCGUGCAAUAUUUUUCUUAACGUAGAGUGUAUGUAUUUAUUACCAUCGUAUUUGUUGUUCCAAAAUAAAACACCUUCCUAGUUCA
Messenger RNA from Eriocheir sinensis (Chinese mitten crab), 3220 nucleotides. RefSeq lists its product as uncharacterized. The transcript is spliced from 5 exons. Gene Ontology annotation, cellular component: nucleus. The record is from RefSeq and is a predicted model, not a curated record. Bases 257 to 2488 code for a protein of 743 amino acids. NCBI's taxonomy places the organism in Eukaryota, Metazoa, Arthropoda, Malacostraca, Decapoda, Varunidae.